Messenger RNA from Zasmidium cellare ATCC 36951, 2052 nucleotides. RefSeq lists its product as uncharacterized. The coding region runs from base 1 to 2052 and encodes 683 amino acids. NCBI's taxonomy places the organism in Eukaryota, Fungi, Ascomycota, Dothideomycetes, Mycosphaerellales, Mycosphaerellaceae. The record is from RefSeq and is a predicted model, not a curated record. Gene Ontology annotation, cellular component: ESCRT-0 complex. The transcript is spliced from 3 exons. Gene Ontology annotation, biological process: protein transport to vacuole involved in ubiquitin-dependent protein catabolic process via the multivesicular body sorting pathway. Gene Ontology annotation, molecular function: ubiquitin binding; phosphatidylinositol binding.
AUGUUCCGAGCCCAAGCAAACCCCAUGGACGACGCAGUCGUCAAGGCGACCGACGAGAACCUGACUAGCGAGAACUGGGAGUACAUCCUCGAUGUCUGCGAUCGCGUCUCUGCCAACUCGGCAGGGCCGCAGCAAGCGACAGCCUCCUUGAUCAAACGCCUGGCCCAUCGCAACGCGAACGUCCAGCUGUAUACCCUCGAACUCGCCAAUGCUCUGUCGCAGAACUGUGGGCCUCCGCUACAUCGCGAACUCGCCUCCAAAGCCUUCACGGAUGCGCUGCUGCGGCUGGCGGCCGAUCGCAAUACCCAUGGACAGGUUAAGCAGAAGAUCUUGGAGCGGAUGGGCACAUGGACGGAGGAGUUCAGGUCAUCGCCAGAGUUAGGGAUCAUGGAACAGGCAUACCUCAAGUUGAGACAGCAGCAGCCGGGGCUUAUGCCUCCAAGCAAGCCUGUGAAGAAGGAGAUUAGCAGCGAUGACAAGAGGAAGGAGGAGGAAGAGUUGCAGAUGGCUCUGGCAUUGAGCGUGAAGGACAAGGGCCCUGCAGCGACCGAGCAGCAGAAUAAUGGAGCGGCGCAACAGGUACAGCAAUCGCAGCCAGUCGCUCCGCAGGGAACAACCGCAGCCACAGUGAGCAGAGUCCGAGCGCUGUACGAUUUCACGCCUUCAGAGCCCGGCGAACUCGCCUUCAGGAAGAACGAUAUCAUUGCAGUGUUGGAGUCUGUCUAUAAGGAUUGGUGGAAGGGAAGCUUGAGGGGACAGACUGGAAUCUUCCCUCUGAACUACGUCGAGAAGCUGCAGGACCCAACCAAGGAGGAGCUGGAGCGAGAUGCGCAGAUGGAGGCGGAGGUGUUUGGGGAGAUCAAGAAUGUGGAGAAGCUAUUGGCGUUGCUGAGCACAGGUGGAGAGGGAGGUGGUAGGAGAGGAGCGCGUGAAGAAGAGGAGAUCAGCGAGCUCUACCAACGGACGUUGAGCAUACGGCCGAAGCUGAUUGAGUUGAUUGCAAGGUACUCUCAGAAGAAAGACGACUUCACGCAGCUGAACGAGAAGUUCAUCAAGGCCAGGCGAGAUUAUGAAGCAUUGCUCGAAUCGUCCAUGUCACAACCUCAAUAUCAGCAGCAAUACCCGAUCCGGCAGCGACAGCAAGGCUACCCUCCUCAACAUCAGCAGCCUCCAUACGGUGGGCCGCAACCAUCGCAAGGAUAUCCUCCUCAGGGGCCUCCCUCAGCAUCAGGCUAUCCACCUCAGCAGCCUUUCGCACAGCAAAGCCAACAACAUCUUCCCCCUCAACAAGACCCACAACGUUACUACUCGCCGGCUCCAGCAGAGCAACCACCUCAGCAACCUGGCUUUAUUAGUCCAUACCCUCAGCAGAACGGGCCUCCCAGCACUGCUCCUAACGGUCCUGCGCCAUUUCACUUCAUCCCUGGUGGGAUUCAAGCGGGACCACCGCCACAGAGUGACAUCCGGCGCAAGCCCAGUCCAAACGCAGGAGCAGCGCAUCCACCCAAUGACCCCUACGUCGCAGGACAAGCCUUCCAAGGCCAGAUCAGACCGAAUAGCAUUCACACUCUGAACAGUGGCAACCCUCAAGAGCUCGCGACUGGAGGCUAUGAAUCUCCCGUCGACAACAGGCACUCCUACCCAUCUGCGCAAUUCCAACAACAACCGCCAGCCAUACAAAACCCAGGCUACGAUGCUUACGCGCAGCAACCACAACAGGCGCCACAACAGCCACAGCAUGCUCCUCCACCUCAGCCCAGAUCCGAUCGAGAUGGGCUCCCGAGCAGACAGCGGACACAGAGCUUCGAGUCUCCCUCAAGCAUGUACUCCACGCAGCCCGACGGCCAACGAAUCCCAUCACAACAGGCGCCACCGCCUCCACAACCUACCGCCGCGCCGCCCGGCGUGCCUACGAGUCCCGGCAUCCAACAAGGUGGCCAGCCGGCGCCGUACCAGGCAUAUCAACCUUACCAACCGCAACAACAGCAAUAUCAGCCGCCAAGAGUGCCUUCGGGAGGAAAUGAAGCUGAUCCGGGGGAUUUUUACAGAUGA